CAAAUUAUCCUAUAAAUACUCCUUCAGCUCCCACUUGAAAACCCUAUUCUUCCCUCCUCCAUCAACUCAACUAGUCUCACCACUCUUUAACCACCACAUUCUUUUACAAUGAAGUUCUCUGCCCCAGUCAUCGCUACCUUCGCUACCGCUGCUGUUGCCCUUGAAAGCACCACCACUGUUGUUGACAAUGCCACCACCGUUCUCACCAUCACCUCAUGUGCUAACAACGCCUGUGCCACCGCCGUCCACACUACUGGUGUCACGGUUUUGACCACUACCAUCGAAGACGUCGAGACCGUCUACACCACCUACUGUCCGUUGACCGCUACCACCGUUGCUGAGGUCAAUGUCGCUCCAACCACCCAGAUCUCCGUGGCUGCUCCAACUACCCAGGUCUCCGAAGCCGUUGCUCCAGUCUCCACCGCGACCGUUGCUCCAACUCCUGUGGCCGCCUCUUCCGACGAAGUCACCUACGUCGAUGUCACCACCACCCCAACUGUCACUGUCUCUGUUGGUGUUGAGUCCACCACCACUGUGCACCCAACUAUUGCCACUUACUACACCAGCACCAACAACACCUCCGCUGCCCCAACUGUCAUCAACUUCACCGGUGCUGCUGUCCAGGUUAGAGGCUACGCUGCUUUGGUCAUGGCUCCUUUCUUGGCUUUGUUGUUGUAAGAGCUUCCAAUCUCUUUCGUCGCAGGCCUUUUCAAGAGCCAACCUUUUGCCUCUCACAAGCGUCUUCAGCCA
This is a messenger RNA of Babjeviella inositovora NRRL Y-12698, 750 nucleotides long. RefSeq lists its product as uncharacterized. The transcript has 2 exons. NCBI's taxonomy places the organism in Eukaryota, Fungi, Ascomycota, Pichiomycetes, Serinales. The coding region runs from base 109 to 678 and encodes 189 amino acids. The record is from RefSeq and is a predicted model, not a curated record.